Messenger RNA from Eruca vesicaria subsp. sativa (arugula), 2437 nucleotides. The record is from the annotation of a GenBank genome assembly. Lineage: Eukaryota; Viridiplantae; Streptophyta; Magnoliopsida; Brassicales; Brassicaceae.
AACAGAAAGAGAGAGAGAGAAGAUCUUGUCUCUGUUUGGGAUUAUAUAUAUAUACAAUCAUUAACGAUGUUCUUUUGUCUCUACGUCAUCCAAAAAGGGAACAUUUGAAACAAAUCAGAGAUGAAACAGAACUACAUCGAGGAAGGACGAUUAGGCCGUACGAUUCUGGUAGGAGUGAAGCUAGACGCACCGAGCAGAGAGUUACUAACUUGGGCUCUUGUUAAAAUCGCUGAGCCUGGUGAUACUGUCAUCGCUCUUCACAUCCUUAACAACGAGAUUGUUGAAAACUCUUCGCUUCUCUCAUUGGUGAAGACUUUCGACUCUGUUCUCGACGUUUACGAAGGCUUCUGCAAUCUAAAACAGGUGGAUCUGAAGCUGAAGCUAUGUCGUGGCAGCUCAGCUCGAAAGAUCAUAUCCCGAGAAACGAUGUCGUUUGGUGCUACGAAAGUCUUAGUUGGUGUCUCUAAAAGUCACCACGCGAUUCGUUCAUCAGCGUCUGUAGCUAAGUACUUGGCUAAGAAGUUACCAAAGGAUUGUUGGGUUCAUGCUGUGAACAAUGGUAAGAUUGUGUAUCAGAGAGAGUGGUCUCCUUCAUCCAUCGUUAAUAAUCAUUCUCAAGGUAAGGAAGAUGUAAGGAAGAGCAAUUUGUUGAAUGUGUUUCAGAGAUCUGUUACAUUAAGCACUACUUCCAAAGUUGUUAGCCAUUCAGAUGAGCAAGGUUCCAAGAAUUGUUCGGUUUGUGGUUCGGUUUCUUUGUCUCCAAAUAGUACAACUCCUCCUGUAAAGCUAUCUGGAGCUGAUGAUGAGUGCCACAUAGGUCUAGUUGAAUCAGGAAGUUCUAAAACUAUGUUGGCUAGGAAACAGUCUGAACCUAUACCAGGUUGGCCUUUGCUUCGCCGUGUUUUCUCUUCUUCUUCAGGACAACCAGUUACAUCUCAUAGGGCUUCUCAAUUGCCUUUGAAGCUUCCUCCCAGGAGCAGUAAACAGAUUGGUUAUGACUCUUCUGAUAGUACAUUGUCAAGCUUAAACACAGCUGUUUCAGUUAGUUCUAACUCUAUCACCACCAAUAAGUCUUCUCCUGACAAUAGUCCAAGAAAGCUACCUGAGGAACUAGAAGGACUCUAUGAGAGAUUCUCUUCAGCAGCUUGCCAGGUUUUCAAAUACAAGGAACUUGUUUCAGUGACAUCAGACUUCUCCACUGAUAAUUUCAUCGGUAUAGGAGGCAGCAGCCGAGUUUUUAGAGGCUGUUUAUCCAAUGGAAGAGAGGUUGCUGUGAAGAUACUCAAGCAAACCGAAAAUGUCCUGAAUGAUUUCGUGGCUGAGAUCGAGAUUAUCACAACGUUAAACCAUAAGAACGUGAUCUCCCUUUUAGGCUUUUGCUUUGAAGACAAUAACUUGUUACUUGUAUACAAUUAUCUUCCAAGAGGAAGUCUAGAAGAGAAUCUUCAUGGAAACAAGAAAGAUCCUCUUGCGUUUGGUUGGAGCGAGAGGUUUAAAGUAGCUGUUGGAGUAGCAGAGGCAUUAGACUAUCUGCAUAACAGUGCUUCACAACCUGUCAUUCACAGAGAUGUUAAGUCAUCAAACAUACUAUUAUCUAAUGAUUUUGAGCCACAGCUUUCUGAUUUUGGGCUGGCGAGGUGGGCGUCUAUAUCCACAACUCACAUAGUCUGCUCAGAUGUGGCUGGAACCUUUGGCUACUUGGCUCCAGAGUACUUUAUGUGUGGUAAGGUGAAUGAUAAGAUAGAUGUGUAUGCAUUUGGUGUUGUUCUACUUGAGCUACUUUCUGGAAGAAAACCUAUUAGCAGUGGAUGUCCAAAGGGACAAGAGAGUCUUGUCAUGUGGGCUAAACCAAUUCUAGACGAUGGAAAGUAUUCUCAGCUAUUAGACUCGAAUUUGAAGGAUAACAAAAAUACUGACCAGAUGCAGAGGAUGGCGUUAGCUGCUACUCUUUGUAUUCGACGUAGUCCUCAAGCUAGACCCAAAAUGAGCAUUGUCUUAAAGCUACUCAAAGGCGAUGAUGAAGACACACUCAAAUGGGCAAUGCAACAAGUGAGUAGUUCCUCAGAUGAAUCAGAGAUGCUAAAGGAUGAGCAAUGUCAAAGAUCUAACAUGCAGUCACACCUUAAAGUAGCGCUUCUUGAUGUUGAAGAUGACUCUCUCUCCAUGGGAAGCUUCGACCAAGGCGUCUCUGUUGAGGAUUAUCUUAAAGGCAGAAACUCCUUCCUUGACUGAAACUAGAGUUGUGUGUGUUUGUAUAUAUAUGGGCCGUGGUGGCUUUGUGGGGGUUCUUUUUAGUGUUCAUUCACUCUUCGUUCAGGGUGUAAUUGUAGAUUUCAGUUGUUUAGAGGUGUGUUUUUGCAAUUCUCAUCUUAUUGGGGAUACUUCUUAUAGUUGUGCUAUAAUAAAACCAAAGAGAAAAAUCCUUGCAAGUGGAACC